Acinonyx jubatus (cheetah) is the source of this 662-nucleotide messenger RNA. Its product is annotated as histone H2A-beta, sperm-like. Gene Ontology annotation, cellular component: nucleosome. The record is from RefSeq and is a predicted model, not a curated record. The transcript has a single exon. Gene Ontology annotation, molecular function: protein heterodimerization activity; structural constituent of chromatin; DNA binding. Bases 201 to 554 code for a protein of 117 amino acids. NCBI's taxonomy places the organism in Eukaryota, Metazoa, Chordata, Mammalia, Carnivora, Felidae.
AUGGAUGUUUCCAGGCCAGUCCUGAGCAGGGCACAGUGACAUCAGCGACACCAGUGACAUCAUAAUGUCGGAGGUGUCAUAUAAGCAGCUCCCUGACCAGUGAGGGGCACACUUGGUAGGAGUCGGCGCCGACAUCCUGCCACCCUCGGGCCAGCGGGACGGUCAGGCCGGGCCGAUCGGGUUCCAACCCAGCACGCGGCAUGUCUGGGAGGCGCCGCCGUCGGCACCGUCGCAGACGGAGGAGGCACGCGGAGUCCCGCUCCAGGAGAGCCGAGCUGCAAUUCCCGGUCAGCCGCGUGGAGCGUCUCCUGCGAGAGUGUCGCUACGCCCCGCGCCUGAGCGCGUCCACCCCGGUCUUCCUGACCGCCGUUCUCGAGUACCUGACGGCCAACAUCCUGGAGCUGGCGGGCAAGGAGGCUCUGGACAGCCACAAGAUGCGCAUCACCCCGGAGCACGUGCAGCGAGCCCUGGGCAGCAACCAGCACCUCAAGGGUCUCCUCGAGAACACCACCUCCCCUCGGGUGGAUGGGAUGCCCCGAGUUCGGAAGUGGUGAUGCCCGCGCCCCCUCGUCCGGACCCCGAAGCCGCCCACAGAUGAGGGAGGCCUGGCCUUGUGUCUGCACGUGACAUUAAAGGAGUUAACUCCAGGGCCGUGCCUCUGA